ACCGAGCUACUCUGCCUACCGACUGCAGGGCAGCUGACACUUUUUAACAAAACACUGAGUCAUGCGAUGUGUGUGUGUAGAUCAAAACUUGUAGUUUUACUAUUUCAAUUCGCUUGAAUUUCCAUAAAGGACGAGAGUGUAAAGGGGAGGGAAGAAGAAUCUUUUCCAUGUCUACGGUUGAUUUGAAGCGGCACAAGGAGUCCAAAGGCAAGGAACGUGAUGCAGAGCAGUCAAAACUAGAGUUUUGGAAUCGUUUUGACGGUCUGAAUUAAGUGAUCUUUAACCUAAUUUUAUUAUUGGUUUAGUUGAUUUUAAGACCGUUGUUUUGAUCAAUAAACUUUUCUUGAAAAUGAUGAAUUUUGGGAUGUUUAUCUUUUGAUAUCAUGGUGAAUCAACAGGUCACCUUGAUUCAAAACGGUGAGUAGAACUCUUUUGAUAUUUUUUGGAUGGCACCUUGAUUCCCUUCUCUCAUGCAAUCUCACAAACUUUUGCCUUUGUUCUUUGCAACAAGUUACCGAGCUUUAUCUCUUCCUCCUUUUUCUUUUCCUCCUCUCCAAUCGUCUCACUUUAUUCCUCCACCUCAAAUUCACCUUAAUUAAUUACAAGGAGGGUAAUCCCCCAUGAUUCCUCUUGUGACCUCAUAGGCAGCAUCAUCCUCCUCCACCUCCUCCGUCUUAAGAAGACGUCGCAGCAUCCAUUCGCGUUAACGUUGCAGCAGUAGGAGCUGCUAUGGCUUCAGUGCCCGCCGAGCUCAGCCUCGAUUAUAAGCCUAACAACGCUUACUCCGUGGCCCAGAAGAAGAUCGCAGAGCAACAGCAGCCAGUGCAGAGCCAGAAGAUUCAAGAAUUCCUUGCGCGACUCGAGGAAGAACGCAACAAGAUUGAAGCUUUCAAGCGCGAGCUGCCUCUCUGCAUGCAGCUUUUAACCAAUGCGAUCGAGUGCUACAAGCAGCAGCUGGAGGCGUGCUGGACGAAGCAGGGGAUGCGGCCGGUGCUGGAAGAGUUCAUGCCUCUUAAGAACAUGAGCGUCAACGGGGACGAAGAGGGCGGUCUCAAUGCGCCAUCCGAGAAGCCGAGCUGGAUGCUCUCGUCCCAGCUAUGGAGCCAACCGGCGGACGCCGCCUCGGAGAAGCAACUCCCGCCGGUGCCGGCGACGAAAUUGGAGGCGGAGCAAGCAAUCGACGUGAGCCCCAGGCUGACGCUGGACGCCAAGCAGAGGAACGGCGGCGCCUUCCUUCCUUUCUCCAAGGAUAAGAACAGAAGCGGCGCCAGAGCGCCGGCAGAGGCGCCUCCACGCGCUCUGCCGGAGCUCGCGCUCGUGUCCGCAGAAAAAGUCGUCGAGGAAAGGAAGUGCGGCGAGGCGGAGACCGGUGGUGUCAACGGUAGAAGAGAAAACGGUGGCGGAGCAGAACACUGCAAGGGAGGUGGGAGCAACGCGACGGAAAGCCAAUCGACGCCGUCGCCGCCCGCCCAGAGGAAAGCCAGGAGAUGCUGGUCGCCUGACUUGCACCGGCGCUUUGUCAAUGCUCUUCAGAUAUUGGGAGGCUCUCAAGUGGCGACUCCGAAGCAGAUAAGGGAGCUGAUGAAGGUCGAUGGAUUGACCAACGACGAGGUGAAAAGCCACUUGCAGAAAUUUAGACUUCACACGAGGAGACCGGCGCCGGCGCCGCAGGUUGCGGCCUCGGCACCGCAGCUGGUGGUGCUGGGAGGCAUAUGGGUUCCCCCAGAGUACGCCACCUCGGCGGGGGCUCCGGCGAUCUACGGCGCCCAUCCGGGCCCUGCCCACUACUGCGCCGCCACGCCCAUCCCGCAAGAGUUCUACUCGUCGGUGGCGCAGGCGCCGCAACACCGCCGCCGCCGCCACUCGCUUCAACAUCUGAAGCCCCCGCGGGCGCCGGCGUACGAGGCGAUGGAGGGGGAGUCGCCCGAGUCCGAGGCGAGGAGCAGCGGAGACCGGUCCAAUAGCAUGGCGGAGGAGGAGGAGGAGGAAGGGGAGGAAGAGGAGAGUGAGGGGAAGGCGGCGCUGGCGAUCAAAGCCGAGGACAAGUUCUAAGCAUGCAUUUAAUGGACGUACGUACAGCUGCGAAGGCAUGUCGCAGUAGUUGAAAUUAAAGCUGGUUCUUGAAGCUGAGGAAGAGAAGGAAGGAGCUUUACGUGGAACUUUGUUGCAGUAGUAGGAGAAGGACGUGACAGGGGGCAUUGUCCUGUUGACUUGUCCAAAAGUCAACGUCUCAUGGGAUUGUGUGAGAACUUUGGAAAGUUGAGCUUGUCCUCUUCUUCUAGAUAUUGUCGGAAGAGACGAGGUUAAUUGAAGGAUGGAUGAGUUUCAAACUCUGUAAUUAUAGAUAUAAUUUUCUGAUUUUUGUGCUUUAAUAAGUAGAUGUGUGUAAGUGAAGGGAAAAGAAUGAGUCCAGUAUAUGUUUUUCGAUCAAAUUUAAAUUUAUUUAAAAUUAUGGGUAUUUGAAA
Messenger RNA from Zingiber officinale, 2465 nucleotides. Its product is annotated as transcription factor NIGTH1-like. Lineage: Eukaryota; Viridiplantae; Streptophyta; Magnoliopsida; Zingiberales; Zingiberaceae. Bases 730 to 2052 code for a protein of 440 amino acids. The transcript has 4 exons. Gene Ontology annotation, biological process: regulation of DNA-templated transcription. The record is from RefSeq and is a predicted model, not a curated record. Gene Ontology annotation, molecular function: DNA binding; DNA-binding transcription factor activity.